Messenger RNA from Bursaphelenchus okinawaensis, 2817 nucleotides. NCBI's taxonomy places the organism in Eukaryota, Metazoa, Nematoda, Chromadorea, Rhabditida, Aphelenchoididae. The record is from the annotation of a GenBank genome assembly.
AUGAAAGGCAAGAAACAAAGAAAGACAUCAAGAGAAAGAGAAGAAACGUCCGAAUUGGCGUCGGUCGAACCAGUGCCAAUCAACCAGAAGACGAUAUACGAAGAAUGUUGCAAUGAACCAUGGUUUUUUGGCUAUGUUCAGGGAAAGGCGCUUAUGGUAGGCAUCUUCAUAACCUUUUUUUUCGCAUAAACUAAUAUAAUAGUUUAUGAUAAUGUUUAAAAAUCCCAUUUUUUAAUAAAUUUCAAAAAUUUUUUUUUGAAAACAGCGAUUUUUCAUUUUUUAACGUUUUAGCCAUACCUAAAACAACCCGGCGACUUUGCGGUAUGUUACAUGGACCAACUAGAGAUCAUCGUAAAAGGAGACACGUCCAGCUACAUUACUGCGGCCAUGAUCGACAACUGCGAAAUAAAAAUUAGCACAAUUUCAAAGGUCAGUACUAAUUAAAAAAUAUUAUUUUUAGUGUUAAAACAACAUAUUACUUAAAGUUAAAUAUAUUAAUGUUAGAAUACCUAAAAUCAUAAUGCUUAAAGCCAAAAUUUUAGUCCUUUAACUCCGUGAAAAAGAUGGUCGCAGAGAUGACAAAACGAAGAUUCAAGCUGAUUAAAAGUGGCGAGAAGGUUCGACCAGUAAGACCAAUGGAAACUCCGCCUUGGAUCCUGAGCAAAGAAUUUGUAAAUAUCGGGCAGAAACUGGAAAGUGAAACUGGUAAGACAAACUUUUCACAUAUUUUCUAAAUUUUUUAUCACAACUAAUCCUGUAAAGCGGCCGAGCUCAAUUUUCGACCGAGCCCAGUUUUCGGCCCGGCCCACGAACGGGGUCAUGGUUUUACGUAUUUUAUUUUCAGAUUACCACAAGGUGUACGAUGGCAAGCUGUUUGACAAAAUCGAUGUGUUAAUCAAAAUGACAUCCCAUGAUCACAACAGACAAACCAUAGAAAAAACAAAUCGAGUCUUGUCCAACGAAUGCCAACGAUUGGUCAAUUUGAAACAUCCUAACUUAACAUUGGUAAGACUAAAUAAAAUUAUUAAGUUUCGACAUAUUUAGUAAAACUAUAUCUAAUUCCAUAAUUAGAAAAACUAUAUCCAACUUUAUACUUCUAAAUGAUAAACUUUGGCUUUAAAAACAUAAGUAAACAAAAUAUUAUUGUAGGUAUAUGGCUUGGUAUGCACUGAUUUGCCAGUUCAAUUAGUAUUCGAAAGUUCGCCAGGCAGAACCCUGAAGGAGUUCUUGAUUCUGCACGGUUCAGCAUGUUCAGACGUCGAACGAUACAAGUUUGCCAUGGAGAUCACAAACGCGUUGGUCUAUGUUCAUGAACAGUAGGUUUUGAAGUCAUGAUUAAUAUAAUUUACAAAAAGUUGAAUAACUUGGGCUAAUUUUUACACAUUUUUCGUUAAAAAAACAUGAAAUCAAUUCUUUUUACAGAAACAUUGUUCAUCGACAAGUGGUAGUGGACAAAUGCUAUGUCAGUAUAUAUGGCCAUUUGAAGUUGUCUGGGUUUGGCCUAGCUAAUACUCCUGAAGAACUAAAUGAUACCAAGCCUGAGAUCCUGACACAACAAAACAUUCCAAUCAGAGCAAUGCCACCAGAAUGCUUGACUAACAAGCCGUGGUAUUCGCUGAGCUGCGACAUAUGGUAGGUUAAGCAAAUGAAUAAACUUUUAUAUUAGGUAUUGAGACCUCAAAGUACUUAAUAUAUCACAGUAUCUGAUAUAUUGAGGAGGUUCAAGUAAUUCUUUGCCCCUACUCAAAGCAAUUUUUUGGAGUUGGGGGCACAAAAUUAUUUGAACAAUGUAAUAUUAUCAAUUUGCUUAACCCAAAUAUUUCAGGUCAUUCGGUGUGUUUAUGUACGAAGUCUUUUACCAUGGUGAAAGCCCAUGGCCAGACUUGGAGCCAAAACGAAUUGCUACAGCUAUUCGCAAGGUUCAGAUGCCACUGUUACCUCAAAAAAUGCCUCAGGAAGCGAAAGAGUUCGUGGAAACAAAGUGUUGGGUGAAAGAUCCAAAAUGUCGAGCAAAGAUUGGCGAAAUCAAAAUAUUUUUGGAAGAACAAUUGAAGAGUUUGGCUUCUUCUGGCGAUGAGGGACCGCAGGUAAGCUGAUAUCCAAAAUAAAUCAAGUUUAGAUAGCCUUUUGGCUUCAAAAAACUAACUAGAUCAACGCUAAAACUAACUUAUAAAGGAAGAAGCCGUUUUAGGAAGCCCUGAAAGUGAUAAGUGGUGUAGAACCGCUGACAACAAGUCAGGUUGAGCAGAAACACGAGCAGAUGAUUCAGGCUUUCAACGACCUCAGAAGCAAAGCAAUUUGGAUCCGUAAAGGAGGACCGGCAAAAUCUGUAGAGAAAAAGAAGAAGGUAAUUAAAAAGACGGCGACAAGCAGAAGCACAACCAAUACUACCACCAACAACACUACUUGUUCAACUCCUAAAGACGACGUAAGUUGAUAUAUAGGAAAGAUUGCUUUCGUGUAGAUCAAUCCGCAAAAAUGAAGCAUAACUGGCUAGUCUAGACUUCAAAAGACUUUUUUGUUUUCUCAAAACACCAAAGCUAAAACAAUAUUAGGUUAACAGCGAUAUUACCUAAAAUAAGAUUAGACUAAAGACUAAUAAUAUCGUUUUAGUCGCAAGAAAAGCUGGAUAGAACUCAAAUGAAGUCAGUAACAUCAAAAGCAACUUCGAAAAGCACCACCCAUAAAUCCGAAAAGAAGGCCAAGAAGACCAAAACUGUAUCCAACAAUGCCCCUCCCCCCAAAUUACCUCGCCCACUUCAUGCUCACCAUGAAAUUGAUGACGAUUACAGUGGAAGUCUCAAAGACGAGAAAUAA